AUGGACAAAAACCAAUUAUUUACAAGCUUAAACAACAUAUUGCUGGAAUUUUGUGAAAAGUAAGUAAAAAUUAAAAUAACUAAUAUCAGAUCUUUAUUAAAAAACCUUUAUAACCACCGGAUAACAUGGCUUUACCCAUUCAAUUUCAGAAACCUACUUUCCCAAGAAAGGUUCAAAGAAUUCGAAUUAAUCUUGGCGGAUGUCGAAGCGCAAUUGAAACAAGCGUUUCCAAACUGGCAAGUCGAGGCCUACGGUGGUUCCCAUAACGGCUUUGGGUUAAACUCAAGUGACAUUGAUUUAACAAUUAUUAGACCAAAAACGUAAGUUAAUUUUUAAAAUUGUUCAUACAAUAAUAAUAUCGUAGUCUUUAAAUAAACUUUAAUCAGGAAAAAAUAGUAAUCGUUAUAUUAUGUUACAGAGAAAAACAGUGUCUCACGGUUGACGAUGUUGAAAGAGUGCUCUGUACAGAAGAGAAUCAACGGAAAAAUUUGAAAUCUUUUGAAAACUUGUUAGAGAAAAAUGUAAGUUUAGUUUUUUAUUUUUACUUAACAAUAUUCAGAAUCAUCAUCGUAUUUAUUUUGUAUUUUAAGGUGCCGUUGCUCAAAUUAAAAUAUGGAGGUGUGAAAAACGACAUUGAAGUAGAUUUCACAGUAAACAACUACAAAGGCGUACUAAACACAAAACUGUUGCAAAUCUUUUCCAGGUAACUAUUACGUUCAUAUUUUGAAUAUUAUUUAAUUAUCUUUCAAUGUUACCCAUUUCCAAAAAUAUUUUAUACAUCAUCUCAUUUGCACUUUACAGAAUCGACCCGCGAGUGUCCCAACUCCAUGUGAUAAUUAAACAGUGGGCCAAAAGCAACAGUCUCCACGGAGGCCCAGAAUACAAGUUUAACACCUACAGUUUGGCAUUAUUGGUCAUCAACUACCUUCAAAAAGUUGUCACACCCCCAAUAAUGUAUAUCAAAUGA
Bursaphelenchus okinawaensis is the source of this 967-nucleotide messenger RNA. The record is from the annotation of a GenBank genome assembly. Lineage: Eukaryota; Metazoa; Nematoda; Chromadorea; Rhabditida; Aphelenchoididae.